AUGAUACUCCAGCUGAGCGGCGUAGUAACUUUACAAUCUGCCGGUACAGGACCCGGCCAGCCGGUCGAGGCGAACUGGCUGGAAGAAGAGGGGGCCUGCCGGGCAUGUAGCGGCCGGCCGGUUGUGUUCAUCGGUCCGUCUGUAGCCCGGUCCGAGUGUGGUCCCUUCUCAGGACAAUUAGAGGUAGCCGAGGCGAGAGAGCAUCCUUCCAGCUCUUGCCUACCACACAUGAUCUGCACCGUCGGUCUCUGGCCCGGCUGGCAACACACAAGUAAGCCGCAAGCCUGCCUCUGUGGCGGGGUGUACUCACUCGACCGUCGAUUCACUCCAGGCUCGGACAGAACUCAGGCCAGUCGGCAACCGACCCGGCUACACGAUUUUGGCCGCAUCGAGGGUGCAUCUCUCUGUCCUCUUGGAGAUUACUUUCGCAGACCGUUGCGUUGA
Protopolystoma xenopodis is the source of this 444-nucleotide messenger RNA. NCBI's taxonomy places the organism in Eukaryota, Metazoa, Platyhelminthes, Monogenea, Polystomatidea, Polystomatidae. The record is from the annotation of a GenBank genome assembly.